CACUGGUCAUCCCCUGUACUGUCUGCAGCCUCUGGUCACCCCUGUACUGUGUCCGCAGUCUCUGGUCAUCCCCUGUACUGUGUCCGCAGUCUCUGGUCAUCUGCUGUACUGUGUCCGCAGUCUCUGGUCAUCCGCUGUACUGUGUCCGCAGUCUCUGGUCAUCCGCUGUACUGUGUCCGCAGUCUCUGGUCAUCCGCUGUACUGUGUCGCAGUCUCUGGUCAUCCCCUGUACUGUGUCCGCAGUCUUUGGUCAUCCCUGUAAAUCUCUUGCACUGGUCAUCCCCUGUACUGUCUGCAGCCUCUGGUCAACCCUGUACUGUGUUCGCAGUCUCUGGUCAUCCCCUGUACUUUGUCCGCAGUCUCUGGUCAUCCCCUGUACUUUGUCCGCAGUCUCUGGUCAUCCCCUGUACUGUGUCCGCAGUCUCUGGUCAUCCCCUGUACUGUGUCCGCAGUCUCUGGUCAUCCCCUGUACUGUGUCCGCAGUCUCUGGUCAUCCGC
This is a messenger RNA of Staurois parvus, 498 nucleotides long. The record is from the annotation of a GenBank genome assembly. NCBI's taxonomy places the organism in Eukaryota, Metazoa, Chordata, Amphibia, Anura, Ranidae.